AUGCCGUACAACUUGAGUAUCCUUCGUCUAUCUUGUUUGCUACUUGGCCUGAGCAUCGCGCCGAUUCAGGGAGCUCCGAUGUUAAUGAAAGCCCAGUCAUCAUCGGGCCUCUCUACAGCUAUGCGAUCACAUAAUUCGAAUGACAUUUUCUUCGAGAUUGGAGAUCAGAUGGAUCACCCUUUUGAACUGGACGUGCGAGUAGAAGAAUUGCUAUCACUAAAGGACUCUAUGCCCCCGACCCUAGCUUCUUCGACCGUGCAUCCAACCGACGUGACGCCCCCGACCCCAGCCUCUUCAACCGUGCAUGCAGGCGACGUGAAGCCCCCGACCCGAGCCUCUUCAACCGUGGAUCCAAGCGACGUUACUCCCCCGGAACCAGCUUCUUCAACCAUGCAUCCAAGCACGAUUUCUUCUGGGACACCCUUCAGAAUUGAAGUGAAAACUAUAAAAAAAAAUCCUGAGAGCAAAGAUGAAAAACCGCUGAUCAGGACCUUCAUAAGAACCUUGUCGCAUUCAAACCUGAAUAAUUUGGGCUCUGGCGCAAGCAUGAAUGGGAACAAGGCAUUUGCACGACAACUAGUCAACGAUGAAAUGAAACCAAAGUAUGGUGAGAGUAAAAUCCACGACGAAAAAGAUUACGAGUUAGAAGUCGUUCCCGAUCUCGAUCGGGCCAUGGAAAAGUGA
Puccinia triticina is the source of this 684-nucleotide messenger RNA. RefSeq lists its product as uncharacterized. The record is from RefSeq and is a predicted model, not a curated record. The transcript is spliced from 7 exons. Lineage: Eukaryota; Fungi; Basidiomycota; Pucciniomycetes; Pucciniales; Pucciniaceae. Bases 1 to 684 code for a protein of 227 amino acids.